Molecule: messenger RNA, 3301 nt
Organism: Penicillium brasilianum
Lineage: Eukaryota; Fungi; Ascomycota; Eurotiomycetes; Eurotiales; Aspergillaceae
Source: the annotation of a GenBank genome assembly
CCCGCCAGACUGGCCUUACCUAAUCUUACACCGCCCACUGGCAGCUGACCUUCCCCCCAUCCGUUCCAACCGCUUCUUCUGCCUGCUCGGAUCCGUCAGUUUCCCUCGACCGUGCUCGUCUUCCUUUCUUAAUAUUCCUGACUCUUCGAUUUUCUUCAUCCUCUUUUCAUCAUCCCUCUGCUUCCAUCCCCCUCUGCCGUACCGUGCAUCCCCCUUUCCCCCCCACGUAUCGAAACGUUGCUUGCCUCGGCUUUCUUAAAGAUUCCUUAUCUCCCUCCUAGUGCCCUGUACUUCUCACCUCCACAUCCUCUUCCCUCAUCACCUGCGUCAUGGCUACUCCAGCCCUCCCAUCACACCCAGGUCCAGAUCAUCAAGUCUCUGUCAAGGUUCUUUACAACGACAGCAACCGCCGCUUCAAAUUACCUCUGAAAGACCUCCAGGCUCAGGUCCUGCCCCAGAAGCUCCGCUUGCUUCUCGGCGUUCCGGCAAAUGUCAACGUCAUCUUCGAACGCUAUUCCGACAGCGCCGGUAACUACAUUCGCCUAGACGAAGCCAACCCCUCCGUUUACAAACAACUCUACCGUGCUGCCAAAGCAAAGUCCAAGCUUCGUAUUAAGGCUACCGUGGUCGAGACCUCGGUGUCGGCACCUUCAGACUUCUCCAUCCCGGAUCAGUCGUCCUCUCAAAGCCCUCCCCGAUACAGUUACCUUGAGACCGUUCUCAGCUCCCCCAUCCCCAUGGCUCAUCCCGAGUCCCUCCCGACCACCUCUGAGCUGGCAACUACCUCGCCCGAGGUUGAUGCCUUCCCGCCUCAGUCGAUGCAGACAUCCGUUCAACCUCCUCGCUACCGGGACUUUGAGGCUGAAGACAAGAUCCGUUUCCCAGUUAUCUCUCACAGCUCCCCCACCGGCAUGUUCUGCAUUGACUGCAACAACUGUGGUCGAUCUAUUGCCAACGAGCACUAUCACUGCAGUAUCUGCGAAUAUGGUGACUACGACCUAUGCCCACGAUGCAUCGAGGUCGGUGCGUCGUGCCGUAGCGAUGGCCACUGGCUGAUUAAGCGGAUGGUGGUGAACGGUGUCGUGACCAACAGCACUACCGAGACGAUUCCCCCUCGUCAGGCUCAGGCCCAAACUGAGGUCAAGGCCCAGGAUACCCCCGAGCUUACCGAACAGGUUACUCCCGUGCAGGAGGAGGAAGAGAUCAAGCCUCAGAUCGCAGUGUGCCCGGCUUACGAGCCCCCCACCUCUGAACAGGUUCAGGAGAUGGAGGCCUCCCUCAACGCUGGCUUUACGACCCAGUCUGAUGUCGCUGUUCAUGGCGAGGAGCAGCCUAUGUGCAAUGGAUGCUGCCGUGAGGUCGACGAGAGCAACCUUGUGCGUUGCAAUGACUGCGAGGAUUAUGAUCUCUGCCUUCGUUGUCUGCUGCGCAACAAGCAUGGCCACCACCCUGCCCACACCUUCUCCCUUGGCUCGGACCGCAACUUCUGCUUGAAGAACCUCAUCAUGUCUCGCUGCCUGCCCGGCCGUCAGUUCAAGCACGCUGCUAUUUGUGAUGGAUGUGAGAAGCGCAUUAUCGGUACCCGCCACAAGUGCCUGUCCUGCCCCGACUGGGACUACUGUACCAGCUGCGUCCAGAAGGCCCACCAAAACCACCCUGGCCACCGCUUCGCCCCUAUUUACGAAGCUAUUGGUGAGCAGUCUCGCGACUCCGAGGUCCACUUUGGUAUAUUCUGUGAUGGCCCGCUGUGCAAGGAUAAGCCUGCUCAGAGCUACAUCACUGGAGUUCGAUACAAGUGUGCCGUCUGUGACGACGUUGAUUUCUGUGCGAGCUGCGAGGCCCAUCCCAACCACCAGCACAACCGCACCCACCCCCUGGUCAAGUUUAAGACUCCCGUCCGCACUGUCACGGUCAGCACUAUUACCGAGGAUGAGACAGUCUCUGGUCGACUUUCUCUGGGUGACCAGCCUCGUAGUACUUUUGACUCACCCUCCGCUGCUCUGCAUGAGAAUGCCGAGGAGAAGAAGCCCGUUGUCGUGGAGCAGGCUCCCGUAGAGGUGGAAGCCACCAAGCCCGAGCCAAAUUGGCCUGCUCCUCACUCCCCCGUCCCUGCCGUUGAGGCACCCGAGGCUACCAACGAACAAGAUUCGGAUAACUACAAGGCUUACUUUGUUCGCGAUGCUAUCGCUGAUGGUACUAAGCUGCCUCCCAACACGAUUUUCCGCCAGACCUGGACUCUCUUCAACCCUGGCCCUCUUGCCUGGCCAGCUGGUAGUGACGUCCGCUUCGUCGGUGGAGACACCAUGUUCAAUGUUGACACUAGCCACCCGUCGAGCGUCGAGUCUAUCCGCUGUGCGAUGGAGAGCAACAAGCUCACUGCUCCUCUGGGCCCCGGACAGAGCGCCGACUUCAGCGUGACCCUUCGGACCCCUCGCCGUGAGGGCACUGCGAUCUCGUACUGGCGUCUGAAGCUCCCCAACGGUAUCCCAAUUGGUCACCGAUUGUGGUGCGAUAUUCAGGUGCAAGGGGUUGUGUCCCCUGCCCCCUCGAUCGCCGAGCCGACCACGACCGUCGUCGAGGAGCUGACCGAGGCCGAGUCUUCUUCUGGCAGCACUGAACCUUCCGGUAGCGGCAUGAUCUUCCCUAAGCUCGAGAAGGAAUCUCCCGAGUCUAGUCUUCACGAAGCCGUGUCUUCCCCCCGCCAGGCCCCGACUCUGUCGACCGCUUCGGAGGGAGAUAUCUUGGAGGAUGUGGAGAGUCUUGCUUUGGACGAGGCCUCUACCGACGCUGGCUUCCUGACCGAUGAAGAGUAUGAUGUCCUGGAUGCUAGUGACCAGGAGUUCUUGGAGGCCAAGCAAUCUAUUCACUAGAUUACUCGCCUCGCCCACGAUUUGUACCACAGGCUUUGCCUGGCUUUAUGACACGAUAUGGAAUUGGGAAUUUGCAAGCUGGAAGGUUUCGGAACUGCUCUCUUUUUUCUUUUUUUUCUUAUUUCUUAUUCUCAAACCCCAAACAUACAAGCUUGGCCACUUCUGCCAUGGUCAGCAUUGAUAAUGACUUUACUAUCUUUUCUUUGAUCUUUGGAACUUGACCUUUCGAUUCUUACUCUUUUUUUUUUCAUUUUUGGAUCGCCCGGCUCCUAACCAUCUAGCUCUGCUUCGGGGGUUUCGACUUGACCAGUUCACGUGUCUUGACGCUGCUCCAGCUCCAGCUGCCAUCAGAAAAGAUCAUCUCCACUGCACCACGCCUUGCUUCAGAUAGUCAAAUGCAUUACUUGCUCUUUUCAACCUACUCUGACUUG